Debaryomyces fabryi is the source of this 2073-nucleotide messenger RNA. Its product is annotated as serine/threonine protein kinase. The transcript has a single exon. The record is from RefSeq and is a predicted model, not a curated record. Gene Ontology annotation, biological process: regulation of mRNA processing; spliceosomal complex assembly; protein phosphorylation. Bases 1 to 2073 code for a protein of 690 amino acids. NCBI's taxonomy places the organism in Eukaryota, Fungi, Ascomycota, Pichiomycetes, Serinales, Debaryomycetaceae. Gene Ontology annotation, molecular function: ATP binding; protein kinase activity.
AUGACUAACUAUCCUGGUUCCCACAAAUCCAAUUUAUCCAUUGCUAUUCAAAAGGCAGAUUCUUCUACAAGUAAUCAGAAUAAUAACAGUAAUAACCAUGACUUCAACAAUGAAAACUUACAACCGGCUUCUUUGCUCCCUAACUUAAUUCAGCCUAGUACUCCUACGAGUUCCACCACGUCUCCCGUUGUUAAAUCGUUCAAGCCUGAAUUAUCGCCAUUAAAAACCAGCUUUCUGGAGGCUGAGGAGAAAAAAAGUUUGGUACAAGAACAUGUUGGAAAUGACGAAGAUAAACACGAGAGGGAAGAUGAUGAAGACGAUGACGAUGAUGAUGAUGAAUCUAUUCAUCCUGAGAAUGAGGAAGACUUGAAAGAUUACGUUCCAGGAGGUUACCAUACUUGUUACAUUGGAGAGAAUUAUAAAAAUAAUAAAUACACAUUAGUUCGUAAACUAGGAUGGGGCCAUUUUUCUACUGUGUGGCUUGCUAAAGAUAAUGAUAAACAUUGCCAUGUUGCUAUGAAAAUUGUUAGAAGCGCAAAACACUACACUGAAACUGCCAUAGAUGAAAUUAAAUUAUUAGAUAAAAUCACUACCUCAGAUAUCCACCAUCCAGGCCAUGAACAUUCUAUUCAGUUAUUAGAUACUUUCACACACAAAGGACCCAAUGGGGUUCACGUUGUUAUGGUAUUUGAAGUUCUUGGUGAAAACUUAUUGGGCUUAAUUAGACGUUAUAAGCAUCGUGGAAUACCAGUGGUUUUUGUCAAGCAAAUAGCCAAGCAAUUAUUAUCUUCCUUGGACUUCUUACACAGAAAAUGCGGUGUUAUUCACACUGACUUGAAGCCUGAGAAUGUCCUUAUUGAGAUUGGUGAUGUGGAACAAAUUGUUAAAAUGGUUGAACUUGAAACGAGUGAGGCAAAGAAACAAAAGAAGUUACAGAAAUCAAAAGCCAAGUCUGAUAGUGUAAAUGCUACGCCUGAUACAUCAUUUCAAGAUACUUCUCAAUCACAACAAACAACUGGUAUAGCCUCCUCUUCAAAGCCAUCAACUAAUUCACCUUCUUUAGGAAGAAAUGGUAGAAGAUCAAGACGACAAACUUUGAUUACAGGAUCCCAGCCCUUGCCAUCGCCUUUAAGCACGUUUAAUAAAUCAUUCUCGAAUGUUUAUGCACUUUCUAGCUCUACUACCAAUACUCCACUGAAGACAUUUUUUGAAGGUGCUCAACCUACUUUGAUUAAUCAAUCAGCAUCAUCUGAAGUUGCUAUGGCAUCCUCAAACACUAACAUUCCUAAUUACGAAAAGCAAGACACAUUGAACAGUUCACUAUCAUCUAUGUCAAUAUCAAAUGCUGGCCGAACUAAUACAACUACAGAUCCACUACAGAUCCCAUCGGGCUUUGAUUCAAGUAUGCAGCAGAAUGAGAGUAAUGAAAACUCUUUCAUCAUCAAUGAAGAUGAACUUAUUUCAGUAAAAAUUGCAGAUUUGGGCAAUGCUUGUUGGACAAGUCAUCAUUUCACUGAUGAAAUUCAGACAAGACAAUACCGCUCACCUGAGGUUUUAUUAGGAUAUCACUGGGGUGCGCUGGCUGACUUAUGGUCAUUUGCUUGUUUGAUUUUUGAAUUGUUAACUGGUGAUUACUUGUUUGAUCCAAGAGAUGGUAAGACAUAUACUAAAGAUGACGAUCACAUCGCGCAAAUAAUCGAGCUUGUGGGACCAUUCCCAAGAGCCAUGUUAAAAGAAGGUUAUUACACAAGAGAUUUCUUUAAUUCGAGAGGGGAACUUCAUAGAAUUCAAAAACUAAAGCCAUGGGGUAUAAAAGACGUACUUAUGGAAAAAUAUAAGUUUUCAGUGGUUGAUGCUGUUGAAAUUGCUGACUUCUUGCUGCCAAUGUUGACAUUGCAACCUGAAUUGAGAGCUGAUGCUGGUGGAAUGGUUAAUCACUCCUGGUUAAGUGAUGCACUUGGAUUAGAAAAUGUUGUCUUAGAAAGGCCCGUUGGUGGUUCUGGUGAGGAUAUUCCUGGCUGGUCAAAGGAAGUUCUGAACCUGAAUAUAGGAGGUAAAUAUUAUCAUCAUUAG